Molecule: messenger RNA, 1545 nt
Organism: Pygocentrus nattereri (red-bellied piranha)
Lineage: Eukaryota; Metazoa; Chordata; Actinopteri; Characiformes; Serrasalmidae
Gene: lcmt1
Product: leucine carboxyl methyltransferase 1
Exons: 11
Coding region: 321-1298 (325 amino acids)
Biological process (GO): C-terminal protein methylation
Cellular component (GO): cytosol
Molecular function (GO): protein C-terminal leucine carboxyl O-methyltransferase activity
Source: RefSeq, a predicted model, not a curated record
AUAUGAAGAAGAAGAAGAGCAGCUGUGCACUGUGGGAUAAAUAGAGGGUGGAGAAGGAUGUUAAUUGUUAUGCGAACAAAUUAUAAUGAGAAUUUCGGACUAUUAACAUAAGUGUUUGUUGGCAUAGUGAAUACUGAUCCAGUGUUUUCUAUUUAAUGAAUUGUGAGAGCGUUUGCAUUGAAUCAUUGGUCUUGACUUUGCAGCGUUUCGAGUGCGUUAACGGAGCUGGUCAGUUCAGUGUUGUGCAUGAUCGUACAUGUAGUGUUGUUUUCUAAUGUAAAGAAGCGUAAAUCAGUCAUACGCUGAAUUAUUAAGAGUCGAUGGCGUCCCACGCACCUUUCACUGAUUCCGAUACUGCUGAUGAAGCAGUCCGAGCAACUUGCGACGAUGCAUCGACAUGCAAAAGGUUUGCAACUAGCAAAGGCUAUUGGUCAGACCCAUACAUACAGUAUUUUGUGCGGCAGACAGGUGAACGCAAGGCACCUGAGAUCAACAGAGGCUAUUAUGCCCGUGUACAAGGAGUGAACCACCUGCUGGAUGCUUUUCUCCAGAAGACGCAGUGUGACUGCCAGGUGGUCAAUCUUGGAGCAGGACUGGAUACUUCCUUCUGGAGACUGAAGGCUGAGAACACUUUGCCGAAAAAGUACUUUGAAGUUGACUUCCCCAUGAUUGUUGCCAGGAAAAUACACCAUAUCAAGGCAAAAUCUCAGUUGUCAAAGCCUUUGAUUGAGACCCAUUCCUCUGAUUCACUCCUAUUAGAUGGUCACAGCCUGGACUCAGACAGAUAUUGUAUCAUUGGUGCCGAUCUCAGAGACAUCUCAAGUUUAGAAGAGAAACUCAGAAAAUUCCAGAUAAAUACAGAGUUGCCUACACUGUUUGUGUCUGAAUGUGUACUGGUGUAUAUGAACCCUGAGCAGUCAUACAGACUGGUGCAUUGGGCAGCAGACACCUUCCACACUGCCAUGUUCAUCAACUAUGAACAGGUGAAUAUGGCUGACCGCUUCGGUCAGAUUAUGAUUGAGAAUCUGCAGAGACGUCAGUGUAAUCUGGCUGGAGUGGAUGUGUGCCAAUCUUUGGAUUCUCAGAAAGAACGCUUCCUGUCAACAGGAUGGGAAAGUGUGAAUGCACUGGACAUGAUGACGGUCUAUAGCCUGCUUCCUCAGGACGACAUGAGCAGAAUUGAACGACUGGAAUUUUUAGAUGAAAAGGAACUGCUUCAGCAGCUUCUCCAACAUUACAGUAUCUGCUGGGCUGUGAAGGAUGCACUCAGUUUGGGCAUUUCACAAAUUGGCUUUUAAGCAUGAUGUGGACCUGGUUGGGAAGCUUCUUUGUGCCAAGGUCAACAUGAAUCAUAGGAAGUCAUUUCAACUCUUUUUUUCCUUUUGUGACGUCAAUAAAAGAUGAAACUGUUGUAUUUUUGUCUUUUUUGCAUGGUGCCCUACAGUCUCCCCUGCACUCUGUGUGUUUCACUUAUGAAGCUGUAAUCAUCUGACUAUUUUGAGUGUAUGCCGUGCCACUAAAUCAUUAAAUCAUUAUUGCAGCAAA